AUGCACCGUGUGUUCAACCCACCGUGUCUUAAACCUACCGUGUGUUCAACCCACCGUGUUUUCAACCCACCGUGUGUUCAACCCACCGUGUGUUCAACCUAUCGUGUGUUCAACCCACCGUGUGUUCAACCCACUUUCUCCCUCUUUCCAUCACCCCUCCCCAUUAUCCCUCUUUCCAUCACCCCGCCCCAUUCUCCCUCUUUCCAUCACCCCGCCCAAUUCUCCCGCUUUCCAUCACCCCGCCCCAUUCUCCCUCUUUCCAUCACCCCGCCCCAUUCUCCCGCUUUCCAUCACCCCGCCCCAUUCUCCCGCUUUCCAUCACCCCGCCCCAUUGUCCCUCUUUCCAUCACCCCGCCCCAUUCUCUCACUUUCCACCACCCCGCUCCAUUCUCUUGCUUUUCAUCACCCCGCCCAAUUCUUCCUCUUUCCAUCACCCCGCCCCAUUCUCCGGCUUUCCAUCACACCACCCCAUUCUCCCGCUUUCCAUCGUCACGCCCCAUUUUCCCUCUUUCCAUCACCCCGCCCCAUUCUCCCGCUUUCCAUCACCCUGCUCCAUUCUCCCGCAUUCCAUCACCCCGCCCAGUUCUCCCUCUUUCCAACACCCCUUCCCAUUCUCCCUCUUUCCAUCACCCCGCCCCAUUCUCCCUCUUUCCAUCACCCCGCCCCAUUCUCCCGCUUUCCAUCACCCCGCCCCAUUCUCCCGCUUUCCAUCACCCAGCCCCAUUCUCCCUCUUUCCAUCACCCCGCCCCAUUCUCCCGCUUUCCAUCACACCACCCCAUUCUCCCGCUUUCCAUCACCACGCCCCAUUUUCCCUGUUUCCAUCACCCCGCCCCAUUCUCCCGCUUUCCAUCACCCCGCCCCAUUCUCCCGCUUUCCAUCACCUCGCUCCAUUCUCCCGCAUUCCAUCACCCCGCCCAAUUCUCCCUCUUUCCAUCACCCCUCCCCAUUCUCCCGCUUUCCAUCACCCCGCCCCACUCUCCCGCUUUCCAUCACCCCGCCCCAUUCUCCCUCUUUCCAUCACCCCUCCCUAUUCUCCCUCUUUCCAUCAACCCGCUCCAUUCUCCCGCUUUCCAUCACCCCGCCCCAUUCUCCCGCUUUCCAUCACCCCACCCCAUUCUCCCGCUUUCCAUCACCCCGCUCCAUUCUCCCGCUUUCCAUCACCCCGCCCAGUUCUCCCUCUUUCCAUCACCCCUCCCCAUUAUCCCUCUUUCAAUCACCCCGCCCCAUUCUCCCUCUUUCCAUCACCCCGCCCCAUUCUCCUGCUUUCCAUCACCCCGACCCAUUCUCCCUCUUUCCAUCACCCCGCCCCAUUCUCCCGCUUUCCAUCACCCCGCCCCAUUCUCCCGCUUUCCAUCACCCCGCCCCAUUGUCCCUCUUUCCAUCACCCCGCCCCAUUCUCCCGCUUUCCAUCACCCCGCUCCAUUCUCCCGCUUUCCAUCACCCCGCCCAGUUCUCCCUCUUUCCAUCACCCCUCCCCAUUAUCCCUCUUUCCAUCACCCCGCCCCAUUCUCCCUCUUUCCAUCACCCCGCCCCAUUCUCCCGCUUUCCAUCACCCCGCCCCAUUCUCCCGCUUUCCAUCACCCCGCCCCAUUCUCAAGCUUUCCAUCACCCCGCCCCAUUCUCCCGCUUUCCAUCACCCCGCCCCAGUCUCCCUCUUUCCAUCACCUCGCCCCAUUCUCCCGCUUUCCAUCACCCCGCCCCAUUCUCCCGCUUUCCAUCACCCCGCCCCAUUCUCCCGCUUUCCAUCACCCCGCCCCAUUCUCCUGCUUUCCAUCACCCCGCCCCAUUCUCCCUCUUUCCAUCACCCCGCCCCAUUCUCCCGCUUUCCAUCACCCCGCCCCAUUCUCCCGCUUUCCAUCACCCCGCCCCAUUGUCCCUCUUUCCAUCACCCCGCCCCAUUCUCCCGCUUUCCACCACCCCGCUCCAUUCUCUUGCUUUCCAUCACCCCGCCCAAUUUUUCCUCUUUCCAUCACCCCGCCCCCUUCUUCCUCUUUCCAUCACCCCGCCCCAUUUUCCCGCCUUCCAUCACCCCGCCCCAUUCUCCAUCCUUCCAUCACCCCGCCCCAUUCUCCCUCUUUCCAUCACCCCGCCCGAUUCUCCAGCCUUCCAUCACCCAGCCCCAUUCUCCCUCUUUACAUCACCCCGCCCCAUUCUCCCGCUUUCCAUCAACCCGCCCCAUUCUCCCUCUUUCCAUCACCCCGCCCCGUUCUCCCUCUAUCCAUCACCCCGCCCCAUUCUCCCGCUUUCCAUCACCCCUCCCCAUUCUCCCGCUUUCCAUCACCCCGCCCCAUUCUCCCGCUUUCCAUCACCCCGCCCCAUUCUCCCGCUUUCCAUCAACCCGCCCCAUUUUCCCGCUUUCCAUCACCCCGCCCGAUUCUCUUUCUUUCCAUCACCUCGCCCCAUUCUCCCGCUUUCCAUCACCCCGCCCCAUUCUCCCGCUUUCCAUCACCCCGCCCCAUUCUCCUGCUUUCCAUCACCCUGCCCAUUCUCCCGCUUUCCAUCACCCCGCCCCAUUCUCCCUCUUUCCAUCACCCCGCCCCAUUCUCCCGCUUUCCAUCACACCGCUCCAUUCUCCCGCUUUCCAUCACCCCGCCCAAUUCUCCCUACUUCCAUCACCCCUCCCCAUUCUCCCUCUUUCCAUCACCCCGCCCCAUUCUCCCUCUUUCCAUCACCCCGCCCCAUUCUCCCUCUUUCCGUCACCCCGCCACAUUAUCCCUCUUUCCAUCACCCUGCCCUAUUCUCCCUGUUUCCAUCACCCUGCCCCAUUCUCCCUAUUUCCAUCACCCCGCCCCAUUCUCCCGCUUUCAAUCACCCCGCCCCAUUCUCCCGCUUUCCAUCACCCCGCCCCAUUCUCCCACUUUCCAUCACCCCGUGCCGUUCUCCCGCUUCCCAUCACCCCACCCCGUUCUCCCGCUUUCCAUCACCCUGCCCCGUUCUCCCGUUUUCCAUCACCCCGCCCCGUUCUCUCUCUUUCCAUCACGCCAGUCAUUCUCCCGUUUUCCAUCACCCCUCCCCAUUCUCCCUCUUUCCAUCACCCCGCCCCAUUCUCCCUCUUUCCAUCACCCCGCCCCAUUCUCCCGCUUUCUAUCACCCCGCCCCAUUCUCCUGCUUUCCAUCACCCAGCUCCAUUCUCCCGCUUUCCAUCACCCCGCCUAAUUCUCCCUCUUUCCAUCACUCCUCCCCAUUCUCCCUCUUUCCAUCACCCCGCCCCAUUCUCCCGCUUUCCAUCACCCCGCCCCAUUCUCCCGCUUUCCAUCACCCCAAGCCAUUCUCCCUCUUUCCAUCACCCCGCCUCAUUCUCCCGCUUUCCAUCACCCCGCCCCAUUCUCCCGCUUUCCAUCACCCCGCCCCUUUGUCCUUCUUUCAAUCACCCCGCCCCAUUCUCCCUCUUUCCAUCACCCUGCCCCAUUCUCCCUCUUUCCAUCACCCCACCCCAUUCUCCCGCUUUCAAUCACCCCGCCUCAUUCUCCCCCUUUUCAUCACCCCGCCCCAUUCUCCCGCUUUCCAUCACCCCGCCCCAUUCUCCCGCUUUCCAUCAACCCGCCCCAUUCUCCCUCUUUCCAUCACCCCGCCCUAAUCUCCCUCUUUCCAUCACCCUGACCCAUUCUCCCGCUUUCCAUCACCCCGCCCCAUUCUCCCGCUUUCCAGCACCCCGCCCCAUUCUUCCGCUUUCCAUCAACCCGCCCCAUUCUCCCUCUUUUCAUCUCCCUGCUCCAUUCUCCCUCUCUCCAUCACCCCGCUCCAUUCUCCCGCUUUCCAUCACCCCGCCCCAUUCUCCCGCUUUCAAUCACCCCGCCCCAUUCUUCCGCUUUCCAUCACCCCGCCCCAUUCUCCCUCCCCAUUCUCCUGCUUUCCAUCACCCAGCCCCAUUCUCUCGCUUUCCAUCACCCCGCACCAUUCUCCCUCUUUCCAUCACCCCGCCCAAUUCUCCCUCUUUCCAUCACUCCUCCCCAUUCUCCCUCUUUCCAUCACCCCGCCACAUUCUCCCGCUUUCCAUCACCGCGCCUCAUUAUCCCUCUUUCCAUCACCCUGCCCCAUUCUCCCGCUAUCCAUCACACCGCCCUAUUCUCACGCUUUCCAUCACCCCGCCCCAUUCACCUGCUUUCCAUCACCCCGCCCCAUUCUCCCUCCUUCCAUCACCCCGCCCCAUUCUCCCACCUUCCAUAACCCCGCCCCAUUCUUCCGCUUUCCAUCACCCCGCCCCAUUCUCCCGCUUUCCAUCACCACGCCCCAUUCUCCAGCUUUCCAUCACCCCGUCCCAUUCUCCCUCUUUCCAUCACCCCGCCCCAUUCUCCCGCUUUCCAUCACCCCGCCCGAUUCUCCCGCUUUCCAUCACCCCGCCCAUUCUCCCACUUUCCAUCACCCCGCCCCAUUCUCCCGCCUUCCAUCACCGCGCCCCAUUCUGCCGCUCUCCAUCACCUUACCCCAUUCUCCCCCUUUCCAUCACCCCGCCCCAUUCUCCUGCUUUCCAUCACCCCGCCCCAUUCUCCCGCUUUCCAUCACCCCGCCCCAUUCUCCCUCUUUCCAUCACCCCGCCCCAUUCUCCCGCUUUCCAUCACCCCGCCCCAUUCUCCCGCUUCCCAUAA
Messenger RNA from Closterium sp. NIES-65, 4587 nucleotides. The record is from the annotation of a GenBank genome assembly. Lineage: Eukaryota; Viridiplantae; Streptophyta; Zygnematophyceae; Desmidiales; Closteriaceae.